AUGACUGCUGCCGCCUUCUCCGCCACGUCGGACCUAUGCUCCUUCCCCCCUCUCUCUCUUGAGCCUCCCCAUAUCUCUCCGAUCCCCACCCUGGUCUCUCCCUCUUCUCCGGGGAAUGUUCUUUCCAACGCCCCUCCCUUCGGCCCGACCUGUGGCGCCUUGCCCCAUACAGCGCCCGUUCUGUCCCCUCUCUGGCCGCUCUGGCUCCUUCGGAUCCUCCUCCUGAUUGCCAUCGCCCCCUCGGGCCCCUUGUACUCGGACUCCUUCCUCGCUCUCUCUCGUAAGCCGCUCUCCGCUUCUCUGCUCCGUCCCACCGCCUUUCCUUCCCAUCAUGCGAGUGCUCCUGAUACCGCCUUUCUCGCUCCACAUCUUCCCGCCGCCGUCGGUUCCCUCUCCCCCUUUCUUCUGCCCUUGUUGCGCCCAGCGAUCGUCGUGCACCCUCCCUGGUGCGUCCCUCCUCACGCCCCCCUCCUCUCUCUGGUGAGCACCACCCAUCUCUUUCCUCACAAUCCCCUCGCUCCCCGUCCGGACCUGCUCGUCUGCCCCGUUCUUCCUCUGGCUUACUCUCCCGUCGCCCACGUUGCUCCUCACCUCUCUCUCUCUGUCUCUCUCUCCCCCAAACAGCAGGCCCCCAUUGACCUGCCAGUCUCCCUCGCUCAUACUGCUCCCUCCGCACCUCUGGCGAUCGCCGCGCGGCCAUCGCCACGCGUCUCCUCCCACGUCCUCGCAGCUCAGACGAGCUGUACCAUCCCGUUGGCGCAUGGUUUUUCCUGCUGUCCUCCCGAAGAUCGUCCGGCGAGCGACCUGCCGCUGCGGUUCCGCGGCGCCUCGCAUCUCCCUCGAGCACCUCCUCUGGCGAACGAUCUGCCGCCAUGUUCCCUUGGCGCCUCCCGCCACUCCCGCGCAUCCGUUCUGGCGAGCUGUCUGCAUCCGCUCUCCCGCGGCGCCUUGCGCUGCCACCUCGCAUUUCAUCUGCCGAGCGACCUGCAUCCUUGCCUCCGCAGUGCCUCACGCUGUUUCCACCUAUUUCGUCCACCGUAG
Molecule: messenger RNA, 1041 nt
Organism: Closterium sp. Naga37s-1
Lineage: Eukaryota; Viridiplantae; Streptophyta; Zygnematophyceae; Desmidiales; Closteriaceae
Source: the annotation of a GenBank genome assembly